CAAAUCCCGGCUCUGCCUGAUCAGCUGGGUGAUCUUAGGCACAUUCCCAGACCUCUUUGUGCAUACUUUCCUCACGUAUGCACUAAUCACAUAGAACAUGACAGAACAAACAGGUGCUUGUUGUUCUUACUAAUAACACACAGCACAGCGAAAUCAUGGCCCAGGCUCUGGGUGUACUGUAGCCACUGAGUGCAGCUGGUUCUUUAUGCAGAGGCCCCUGGAAUGGUGCUGCUGGAGCCUCAGUGUGCAUGCAGAUGUCGGGGACACCCUGUUAAGGUGCAGGUUUGGGCUAGUAGGUCUGUGUUGGGGCCUGAGACGCGGCAUUCCCAUGAGCUUCUGGGGAUGUCAGUUUUGCUGGUCCUGGACCAUACUCUGAGUAGCAAGGCGCAGACCUGUGGGAGUUCUCCCCUCUGUUGCCUGGUGCCCUCACCAGAGUGUGCCUGGCUGACAUCAGUUAGAGCUGCUUUCUCAGGAUUGCCCUUCAGGGCCUUCCUGCUCUGCCUUAUCGCCUCUGCUCUGCCCAUCAGGGACGCCGCCUCGCUCACCAUCCCAAGUUGGGUUCCAGAGAGAGGACGCCAGGGAGGAGGCUGGGUGUCUCCUUCCAUGCUUGCCUUUGGUCUUUGUGGGCCUGCCCUGGGUGGAGAGUGCAGGCUACGUGGGGUGGGGCUUGAGGGGAACCCAGCUUCUGCUCUGUGUCCAGCCUGCUUCAUGGGACUGGGGCCUGGGGGCAGGGCUGAGUGUAGAACUUGGCUUGAUGCCUUAGGAGUGAUGCUCUGUGUUUUCCAGGGACAGAGGGUCUUGCGAAUGGCCCCACUGCCGGGGGCAGAGCUGGUCCGGAGGCCGCUGCAGCUCUACCGAUACUUGCUGCGCUGCUGCCGGCAGCUGCCGACCAAGGGCGUCCAGGAGCAUUACAGACAUGCUGUCAGGCAGAGUUUCCGGGUUCAUUCAGAUGAAGACAACCCUGAGAGAAUCCAGCAGAUCAUUAAGAGAGCCAUUGAAGAUGCUGACUGGAUCAUGAACAAAUAUAAAAAACAAAACUGAGACUCCGAGGCCCAGCGAGUGAAGCCAUCCUGAACACAUUUGAAGCUGAAGACCUCUCUUCUUCUGGAACUCGGCAGCAGCAGCAGUUUUGAAAUAGUCAUCGGCCUCGUCAGCUGAAAGAGCGAAAUAUCAGGGGAGGGAGAAGCGGACUUUGCUCAGACGAUUCUCCUCGCCGCAGUCAUGUUUCCAGCAUCCUUUAUGUUUGCUCUUCCAGCCAGUCACGAUGUGAAAUUGGGGGAGAAUAUGGUGUUUUUUUGUUUUUUUAGUGUGUUUUUUGUUUUCGUUUUUUUGUUUUUUUACUUUGCUCUGAAAGUGAUUCAUUUAUUCUGGAGAUCUCUUUACCACUCUCUGAAUCCCAAUGUAGACAUUCCCUCAGGUGGCAGCCUGUACCGAAGAAAGAGGAUGGGGCUUAGAACCAGACAGAUCUGGAUUUAACCCCCCCCUUCCCCCCGUGGCUUUUCACAAGUAUUGCCUUUGAGCUCCGUUUCCUCUUUGGGAGGAUCAAAUGAGAUGGAGUUGAAGUGCCUCACACAGGGACGGUACAGGAGAGCACAGUCAGUGUCCCCUCUGAGGAAGCCGCCCAUGCUGCCCCUCCUCUGCCCCAGCACACAGCAGCUCGGGUCGUGGCCAUUUGUUUAUAGCUUGCUCUGUCCCGCUUGUGGCCCCUGAGCCCUCAUUGCUGUACAGUGCCUAAUCUGCCAAAGAUCUGUUUUUUCUGGCUCCCAUCACUCCAUGCCCAGGCAGUACUUGCCUUCAAGGAAUUUGUAGUGUUCUUGAGUUUAUAGUGUCCCUGAGGUGGUGAAACAUGCAUGACAUGGACAGGGAAGAGGGCCAGAGCAGGGGCAACAGACACUGGCGGGUUCAGCGUCUGUGGACCUGUGACCGGCCCUUCCCUGUGUUGCCACCAUCGCUGAAGAACAGAAGGGAGGGAAGGAGGGCAGGCUCGGGGAGAACUGGCCCCAGUGGAUAGGGCAGCCAGAGAUACAAAGAGAAGGCGCACAGGGGCUUGGGUGUUCCCCAGGGGCGCUUGGCCAGAGAGAUAAGCCAGCGUGUGUUUGUGUCCUUGCAAUUAUGUGACUCCAGUGACUCAGAUACCUCUAUAUGUUCACGUGUAUGCAGCUAACAAUGAAGUAAA
This is a messenger RNA of Otolemur garnettii (small-eared galago), 2176 nucleotides long. RefSeq names its product LYR motif containing 9 (gene LYRM9). NCBI's taxonomy places the organism in Eukaryota, Metazoa, Chordata, Mammalia, Primates, Galagidae. The coding region runs from base 223 to 1041 and encodes 272 amino acids. The record is from RefSeq and is a predicted model, not a curated record. The transcript has 3 exons.